Messenger RNA from Purpureocillium takamizusanense, 1543 nucleotides. RefSeq names its product putative secondary metabolism biosynthetic enzyme, variant 2. The record is from RefSeq and is a predicted model, not a curated record. The transcript is spliced from 3 exons. Bases 645 to 1400 code for a protein of 251 amino acids. NCBI's taxonomy places the organism in Eukaryota, Fungi, Ascomycota, Sordariomycetes, Hypocreales, Ophiocordycipitaceae.
CCUCACUCGUCUCGCGGCUCCAAGCUUUCCAAGAUGCAAGCACAUCUACUACCUGUCUCACGCACCUACAGAGCAAGUCGCCAUGGCGCACGCACACACCCACCAUCUAUGGCGCCAUCCGGGACACACACACACACACACAUACACACACACACAACGUGUAUACUGCAUUCUGUAGAUAGCCGCAACGCUGCCCAGAGACGCGCCGCCAUGCUUGCUUUAUAAGCCCCGCCCCGUCAUCGCUGCCGUGGAUCCCGGGACGAGAGCGCGUCCCGAUGAUGGCGUCAACGCACCCCAAUCUUUUGUGACAUCAAAAUGGCACCUCCUCCGGGAUGUGAUUACAAUUCAUCAUCAUCCAUCCGUAGAUCCCCGCGUUGUCUUUUCUUUCUUGUACCACGUCGUUGCUCAGUUGCGUGAUUGAUUGAUAAAUAACCCAACGCCCUCCGCCGCAGUUUUCAAUCACACCGUCAAAGUCCGUCCAUCAUCAUCCGCGCUCUCACGCCCAAACCCAGAACCUCAUCCACCAUCAAGCCUCCGGCACCGCGGGAUACGUAACAAGGAAAAGUAACAAAAAACAAAAAACAAAAUCACCCUUAUACCCAACCGCACGCUAUAAUACAGAACCACACGACACGUCUACUACCAUGUCCGCCGCCCCUUCCGCCGCCUUCUACGCCCUCAUCGCCGGCACCGGCUCCGGCACCGGCGCCGCCGCCGCCCUCCGCUUCGCCCGGUCCUACCCCGUCGUCCUCCUCGCCCGCUCCCCCGCCUCCUAUCAGCCCGUCGUCGACCAGAUCCGCGCCGCCGGCGGCGUCGCCCACGGACUCUCCGCCGACGUCGCCGACCCGGCCGCCCUCGACGCAGCCCUCGCCUCCGUCGAGUCCGACCUCCUCCCCGGCGCGCGCCUCGCCGCCGCCGUCUACAACGCCAACGCCGGCUUCGCCGUCAAGCCGUUCCUCGAUCUCACCGUCGGGGACCUCGAUGCCAGCCUCGGCACCGGCGCCUACGGCCUCUUCCACUUCGCCCAACGCACCAUCCCCCUCCUCCUCGCCGCCGUCCCCUCCUCCCCGCACCCGCCCUCCCUCAUCGUCACCGGCGCCACCGCCUCCGUCCGCGGCAGCGCCCGCUUCGCCUCCUUCGCCGCCGCCAAGUUCGCCCAGCGCGCCCUCGCCCAGUCCCUCGCCCGCGAGUUCGGCCCCCGCGGCGUCCACGUCGCCCUCGCCAUCGUCGACGGCAGCAUCGACACCCCCUGGGGCAAGGACCGCGUCGCCAACGGGGGCGUCGACGACGGCAAGAUCAAGCCCGAAGCUGUAAGCCUUGCGCGCGCACGCACACUGCUCUCUCUCUCUCACUCUCCCUUUCCCUUUCCCUUUGCCCUCGACGUUGCGCGCGGAUGCUGACACAGGUUUACUUAGAUUGCUGAAAGCUACUGGCAUCUGCACACCCAGCAUAGAUCUGCCUUUACACAGGAGCUGGACCUCCGCCCCUACGUUGAAAAGUUCUAAGUUACAAACACUCAAUAAACACGUGUCAAGCAAUGACG